This is a messenger RNA of Exophiala bonariae, 1650 nucleotides long. RefSeq lists its product as uncharacterized. The record is from RefSeq and is a predicted model, not a curated record. Lineage: Eukaryota; Fungi; Ascomycota; Eurotiomycetes; Chaetothyriales; Herpotrichiellaceae. The transcript is spliced from 3 exons. Bases 1 to 1650 code for a protein of 549 amino acids. Gene Ontology annotation, molecular function: amino acid transmembrane transporter activity. Gene Ontology annotation, biological process: amino acid transmembrane transport. Gene Ontology annotation, cellular component: membrane.
AUGAAGGGUGACGAAGAAUUCCAAGCAAAAGGUGUCGACCUUGACGGUCAGGCUGGAGCCAUGGAUGAGAAACCGCUUUCAAGUGAGGCUAUGCUGGUUGCUGCACCAGGUGGUCAGACACAUCGUGGACUGAAGAGCAGACACAUACAAUUUCUUGCACUUGGCGGUGCCAUCGGUACAGGCCUUUUCGUAGGGUCCGGGUCGAUACUUAGUACAGUUGGUCCAGCACCUCUAUUCAUGGCCUACCUGUCCAACAUGUUCAUUGUCUGGGUUGUGAUGCUCACCCUUGCUGAGAUGACCACCUACUUGCCGAUGAAGGGUAUCACAAUUCCAUAUUUCGUCUCGCGCUUCGUCGACCCAAGCUUGGGCUUUGCAGCGGGCUGGAACUAUUGGUAUGCGUAUGCAAUCCUGGUUGCCGCUGAAGCUUCCGCCGGUUCUAUUCUCCUCGGUUACUGGGCUCCCAACGUCAAUGUAGCCGCUUGGAUCACCAUAUUCCUUGUCCUGGUCCUCUUCCUUAAUGUGAUUGCGGUUUCAUUCUUCGGAGAAGCAGAGUUUUGGUUUGCAUCUAUCAAACUCAUCACCAUUAUCGGGCUCAUUAUCAUCGGAGUCGUCUUGUUCUUCGGUGGUGGGCCGAAUCAUGACCGACUCGGCUUUCGAUACUGGAAGGACCCGGGAGCAUUCAAAGAAUACCUCGUCCCGGGCGCGACUGGCAAGUUUCUGGCAUACUGGACGGCUUUCGUCCGCGCAGGUUUCGCCUUCAUCACCUCCCCCGAGCUCAUCGCUCUCGCCGCUGGAGAGACGAUCGCUCCCCGACGCAACAUCCCAAAAGCUGCUCGUCGCUUCGUUUGGCGACUGAUGGUAUUCUACGGACUCGGCUCGCUGAUCAUUGGCAUCAUCGUUUCUUCCGACAAUCCACGCCUCCUUUCCGGGAGUUCCAACGCCAGUGCGAGCCCCUUUGUGAUCGGCAUCCAAGAAGCUGGAAUCCAAGGCCUCAAUCACGUUAUCAACGCCGCUGUAUUGACCUCCGCAUGGUCUGCUGGCAACGCAUUCCUGUACUCUGGCUCUCGAGUUCUGUACGGCCUCGCACUGACAAAUCAAGCACCCGCGGUCUUCAGCAAGACCAACCGUCGCGGUGUGCCAUAUAUGGCCGUGUUGGCCACGUGGGCUCCAGGACUACUCGCCUUCCUCAACGUUUCCAACUCCGGAGCUACCGUGUUCAACUGGUUUGUCAACAUUAGCACGAUAUCCGGGUACAUAGCAUGGUGCAUCUGUCUCGUCACCUACAUUCGCUUCCACAAAGCGAUGCGGUUCCAGAACAUGCUCGAUCAGUCGCCCUUCCGUGCGCCAUUACAGCCGUAUGCUUCACAUUUCGUGCUUGGUCUGCUGAUUAUUCUCACCCUCACCAAUGGCUUUCAAGUCUUCUUUCCCUCACAGUGGUCUGUUUCAGGUUUCUUGGCCGCUUAUAUCACACUUCCCAUCGUGCUGGCUCUCUACGUAGGACAUAAGAUCUGGUUCCGCACGCCAUUUGCCAUCAAGGUGCAUAACAUCGACGUUAUCACGGGAAAGAGGGAGAUGGACGAGUUCUGUGCCUUGGACGAGGAACCGAUCCCAAAGAAUUGGGUUCAGAAGAUCUGGUUUUGGAUUGCGUGA